This is a messenger RNA of Nelumbo nucifera (sacred lotus), 590 nucleotides long. Its product is annotated as heat shock factor-binding protein-like. Gene Ontology annotation, molecular function: transcription corepressor activity. The record is from RefSeq and is a predicted model, not a curated record. NCBI's taxonomy places the organism in Eukaryota, Viridiplantae, Streptophyta, Magnoliopsida, Proteales, Nelumbonaceae. Gene Ontology annotation, biological process: cellular heat acclimation. Gene Ontology annotation, cellular component: nucleus; cytosol.
UUACUUUCUUUAACUUUUGAAUUUGUUGGAGCAGCUCCCGUCGCUGGAGAGAGGAAGAGGAAGAGGAAAGUCAGGAAAGAGAGGUUACGCAGGAACAAAAUGGAUGGACACGAUUCAGAAGAUCCUAAGCAAAGCACUGCAGAUAUGACAGUUUUUGUGCAAAACCUUCUUCGACAGAUGCAAUCCAGAUUCCAGACAAUGUCUGAUUCCAUUGUCUCAAAGAUCGAUGAGAUGGGUCACCGAAUAGAUGAGCUGGAGCAAAGCAUCAACGACCUAAGAAACGAGAUGGGUACUGAGGGCUCUCCUUCCCCUGUUGCUCCUCCUAAGCCAAAUCCGGAAGAGGCCAAGUCAUCAGAUGUCCCUGCGUGAUACACUGAUACUUGGAUCGUACUAUGUGAAAUUUGAAGGACUGAGUCCACCCACCCAAUGCAUUGUUUGUUUGUGUUCACAGGAUUCUUUGAAAAUUCAGUACUGCUUUAAAGUUUAAGCCACACAUGUAUGUGCCAAAUUUUCUGGAGAAUCCACUCCCAACACUUGAAUAAUAUCUGUUUGUCAAAAUUUUGCAGAGACAAAAACUGAGAUUUGGAAUU